This is a messenger RNA of Pochonia chlamydosporia 170, 1464 nucleotides long. Its product is annotated as UDP-glucoronosyl and UDP-glucosyl transferase. The record is from RefSeq and is a predicted model, not a curated record. Lineage: Eukaryota; Fungi; Ascomycota; Sordariomycetes; Hypocreales; Clavicipitaceae. Bases 1 to 1464 code for a protein of 487 amino acids. Gene Ontology annotation, molecular function: UDP-glycosyltransferase activity. The transcript is spliced from 3 exons.
AUGGCAGAGCCGAAGCGCGUACUAUUGCUCACAAACUCCGAGCUGGGUCAAGCCAAUGUGUUCUUAGCAGCUACCUAUGAGCUGUUGCAGCUCGAUGCUACAGUUACGAUCUACAUUUGCUCAUUUGCACCACUUGGAAAAUCGGUAUCGUCUAUUCGUGACCUGAACAAUACUGGCACGGCAGAUAGUAGGCUGAAUUUUAUUGAGCUGUCCGGUCCGUCGUGGAAGGAUGCUCUCUUUGGCCGCCCAGAGCACCAGUUUCAAGAACUUUGUGCUAUUCGCCCGACUGUCUGGAACGUCUCUAAAGCCGCCAAGCUCACGCGCAUCGCGUGCCCUUGGACCACUGAUGAGCUUUGCAGCUUGGUAAAACAGCUGGAAAAGAUUAUUCAGGACCUAGAUCCGCAUAUUACCAUUGUGGACAACCUCUUCACUCCAGCAGUCACAGUUUGCUACAAGCUGAAGCCACGGUGGGCCGUUUUAUCUCCAAACACUUACAAGGAGUUUGCGUUGGCCGCUCAGCCGGAUCGCCAGUACUACUGGAAGUACCCUCCCCCGAGAUCAACGAUUCCUUUCCCUGUUCCAUGGUAUCAAAUGCCCCUGGUAUACUACAUGGUGCGCAAAAUGUACCUAAAUCACAAUGAUCCAUUCAUGGGGCAGCAUGCAGAAGGGAUGAAGGCAACCAUAGACACUGAGUAUGCUGACUGGGCUUACAUCUCCAUCGUCCCUCCGGAAGGUUUGAAGAUCCUGCUUGCCACCCGCCCCGAAAUCGACUUCCCUUUUGAUGUGUUGCCCAAACAUAUGAUUCCAUGCGGACCAAUAGUCAGGCCAUCCAUGCCACUGGUAGAUGCAGAUCCUGAGCUGGCAAAGUGGCUGACGAAACGACCGACGAUUCUUGCCAACCUGGGUACUCAUGCAACGUAUGACAAGCAGCACGCCAUGGAAAUGGCCGGAGCUCUAGAUAUUGUACUAAAAGCUGCAGAGAAACUCAACAAGCCUCUUCAAAUAUUGUGGAAGCUCAAUAGGCAGAGCGAUUUUGAUCUGUCUGAUGACACCUUCAAGAGUUUUGGCGUGAAAUGGAACGACUCCGUGCGGGUUACUACAUGGAUAGAUGUUGAGCCUGUGAGCAUUCUUGAAUCUGGAUAUGUCAUUUGCUCCGUGAAUCAUGGAGGCGCGAAUUCCUUCUUUGAAGCUGUGAGUGCCGGCGUGCCACAGAUAAUUCUGCCUGUAUGGGGCGAUACGUACGACUUUGCGAAGCGGGCGGAAUGGCUUGGCAUUGGCAAAUUUGGGAGCCCAAAGCAUGCACCAAAAGUGAACUCAAAAGAGUUAGCAAAAAUCCUAAAGCAAGUCAUUCUGGGACCACAAGCAGCGCAAUUUAGGGAGAAGGCUACUGGUUUUGCCAAGAUCUGCAGGGAAAACGGCGGCGGGAGGCGCAUCGCAGCACAGAAGAUUUUGGAAAUGCUCUAG